This is a messenger RNA of Hibiscus syriacus, 1064 nucleotides long. RefSeq lists its product as uncharacterized. NCBI's taxonomy places the organism in Eukaryota, Viridiplantae, Streptophyta, Magnoliopsida, Malvales, Malvaceae. The coding region runs from base 1 to 816 and encodes 271 amino acids. The record is from RefSeq and is a predicted model, not a curated record. The transcript has 7 exons.
AUGGCGCGAAACGAAAGCCGCAACAUUUAUAGAAUUAGAUGCAGCGGAGAAAAUUCCAAGAGCAAUUUACCCACCACACAUGAAUCUGCAAGAGAGAAUGUUCUUCUCAAGGUAGCCUGGUAUGGUUCCGAGCUUCUGGGGGUUGCCGAUUCUUAUCUCCGACCGCCCUCUAAGGUUGAAGAAGCUGCCCAGAAAAAUCUUGAGCUUGGCCUAGAUGGACCAGGAGCUAUUGAUCGUACUGCAGUCGUUCAAACCAUCAAAGAUGACUUCGAAAUAAAGGAGGGAAGUUACAACACCUUUUCUGUUGAAAUCAGGGCAACUUACACUCGAUGCAUUCGAAGAGAAUCCUUCAAAGGGCUUAGACGUUUCAAAAGGAAUUGCACAAACUUUGGAUCUCUUAUUGAAAAGUCAAAUAUGAAACUAAUGAAGUGGGAGGACUUUGAGGACAAAGGAGUGGGACACUGGAAAUUUAGUUGCGUAAUGUCAUUUCCUUGGAGGCUUAUUCUUUCUGCUACUGGAUACACAGAGUAUUUUUUUGAUGAACAAUAUGGAAAAGUUUGCAGGUACUUUUCUUUAUGGAAUCUUCCCAAAAUGGCGUUGUUGAAGCAACUUUUGAGACCGACUCGAGCAUUCUGGCUUAAGGAAAAAACAGCUAAAGAUUGUGAAGAAUACAUGUCGAUGAUGAAUACAGAUCCUUGGGGUAGUCUGCUUAUCGCACCAUUCACAUCCUCCCGUUGUCAAAAGAUCGGCCUCGAGCAACCGAUGAAAAAUAACAGGAAGGGGAAGACUGAUAUGAAAGACAAACGUCUCAUCUAAACUGGGUUGGAAUUAGUAUAUUUCAUUUCUUGAUCGGUAUCGAGUCAAAUUGCAUCAUGUAUCAUGUUUCACUACUUCAGGAACUAAUGAUGCAGAUUUAAUGUUUCCAGAGUAAGAUGGAAUGUUGUACAAAUAGCCUUAUCCCAAAACUAAAGUAGACAAAUCAUGUUGUGACUAUCCAACAUAAUGUAAUGUAUGUUUGCUGGUCUACUCAGUCCUUAUGAUAGUAAUGAAACUCGAAUUUGACA